GACGUUAGUUUUCUUCUUUAAUCCCUUUAACGUUAUAAACCCAAACAUUAAACUGCCAUUAGUUUUUCAUGGUUCUUAUCGACUGUUACUAUUUUAAUGAACUACCAUUCAAAGUCAUAGAUUUUCCCAAAAAAUUCUGGCAUCUCGUUCUCAUCCAUAUAUUAUUAUUACCUGUUUUAGCUUUGAAUUUAACUAUAAAUGGAAUAUUUGAAACACAAAAAUGGAAACAAAAUUAAGAAACACCUUUGUUUCUCAAUAUGGCCAAAAUGCUAAUAAAACACAAAAAAAUUCUUCCAUUGUUGUUAUUGUUAGUGCUCUUUGCAUUCCCAAUGUCAAAUACAAUGCCAAUCACAGACGUACACAAUUUUUGCAAGGAAACGUUUGAAGUAGAUUUCUGCCUGAAAUACAUUGGGUCGGACCAACGUAUGGUAGCCGCACGCGACUUCAGUGACAUGUUUUUAAUUGCGAUAUCUGAGACCCAAAUUCAAGUGACCAAUGCAAUCACACAUAUCAACAAUAUCCGCCAAAGUUUAAAUGAUCCGCUUGGGAAGAAUCGGAUCGGUGUAUGCGAGGAAAAAUACGAGGUCGCGGCCACUAGUUUUCACAAGGCUUGGGAAGUUGGACAGAAAAAGUCAAAUUCAUCAACGGACCGUAUGGAGAUAACCAGAAGCACGCAAGCUGGCUUUGAUGCUGUGUGUGAGUGCGAAGACGAAUGGUCAAAGCAUGGUCCGAGACAAGAGUCUCCUCUCACUUUCUAUUACCAUAAUGUUCUAAAACUAUGUCAAAUUACUCGUCUUAUUAUCAGCAAGCUUGAGGCUUAAGUUGUAUUGGAAUUUGAUUUACUUUGGAUAUUAAUUGGUUUAGCUUAUUCACUCACACUUUUAACAAACCCGAUUUUUCUCUGUUUCUAGUUUAUAAACCCGUUUUUUGAACUGAUCUGUAAUAUUUAUUGGUUAAAUGAAUAAAACCUUUUUGAUGUUUUUGAUAA
Molecule: messenger RNA, 988 nt
Organism: Arabidopsis lyrata subsp. lyrata
Lineage: Eukaryota; Viridiplantae; Streptophyta; Magnoliopsida; Brassicales; Brassicaceae
Product: pectinesterase inhibitor 5
Exons: 2
Coding region: 258-821 (187 amino acids)
Biological process (GO): negative regulation of catalytic activity
Molecular function (GO): pectinesterase inhibitor activity
Source: RefSeq, a predicted model, not a curated record